Molecule: messenger RNA, 1154 nt
Organism: Fulmarus glacialis (Northern fulmar)
Lineage: Eukaryota; Metazoa; Chordata; Aves; Procellariiformes; Procellariidae
Gene: VDAC1
Product: voltage-dependent anion channel 1
Exons: 6
Biological process (GO): monoatomic anion transmembrane transport
Cellular component (GO): mitochondrial outer membrane
Molecular function (GO): voltage-gated monoatomic anion channel activity
Source: RefSeq, a predicted model, not a curated record
ACAAGCUCAGGUUCAGCAAACUCAGAAACGAGCAAAGUUAGUGGUAGUUUGGAAACAAAAUACAAAUGGGUGGAAUAUGGAUUGAUGUUCACAGAAAAGUGGAACACCGACAACACACUAGGCACGGAGAUUACUCUUGAAGAUCAGCUUGCACGUGGCCUGAAGCUGACCUUUGACUCCUCCUUCUCUCCUAACACUGGGAAAAAGAGUGCUAAAGUUAAGACAGGGUACAAAAGGGAACACAUCAACAUUGGCUGCGACAUGGAUUUUGAUAUUGCUGGUCCUUCAAUACGUGGAGCCCUGGUGGUUGGCUACGAGGGGUGGCUGGCAGGUUACCAAAUGACUUUUGAGACAACAAAGUCUAGAGUAACCCAGAGCAACUUUGCUGUUGGCUAUAAGACCGACGAAUUCCAGCUUCAUACUAAUGUGAAUGAUGGAACGGAAUUUGGAGGCUCCAUUUACCAGAAGGUGAAUGAUAAGCUGGAAACUGCCGUGAAUCUUGCUUGGACAGCCGGAAAUAGCAAUACUCGCUUUGGAAUAGCAGCCAAGUAUCAGAUUGACCCAGAUGCCUCUUUUUCUGCUAAAGUGAACAACUCCAGUCUGAUUGGAUUAGGAUACACUCAGACUUUAAAGCCAGGUAUCAAACUGACAUUGUCAGCUUUGUUGGAUGGCAAGAAUGUCAACGCAGGUGGUCACAAACUUGGUCUAGGAUUGGAAUUUGAAGCAUAAGGAGUGAUUCUACAACCGCUAAUUUGAAAAUACAGCAUAGCUACCUUCAGAAUAUAGUGUACCUUUCAAUGUUUUAUGUCUGGGAUGCAAGUAUUGCUAAGUAUCAGUCCUGCUAGUCCUGGUUAAAGACAGCUAAGCUUUAAAAAUUAUGUUGUUAAAGAAAUGGAGACAAAAGCAUAAAAAAAAAUUCUGAUUCCAACCUUUUUUUCCUUAAUGUUAUUGCCCAUCACAUCUGUCAGCUGCCAUGAUAGGAAGUAGGAAGGUAUUGAUUACCUUUACUAAGGUAUUGACUGCACAAGGAAUAUGUUAAUGUGGUAUAAAAACUGAGACGUUAAGAAUCGCAGACCACUAUAUCAUACUGUUAAUUCCAUAAGCAAAAUGUUCUGACAUUUAAGGUUUCCGUUCACAAUGGAAUGUGCAAACUU